This is a messenger RNA of Micropterus salmoides (largemouth bass), 3135 nucleotides long. RefSeq lists its product as uncharacterized. The transcript has 5 exons. Lineage: Eukaryota; Metazoa; Chordata; Actinopteri; Centrarchiformes; Centrarchidae. The record is from RefSeq and is a predicted model, not a curated record. Bases 871 to 2232 code for a protein of 453 amino acids.
UUCCAAAACACCAUUAUUUGGAGCACUACCCCCAGAUGAUUAGGCUGUUUGGUCCAAUUGUUGGGCAGUGGACAAUGCGCUUUGAGGCUAAGCAUAGCUUUUUUAAGCAGGUUAUCAGACACACAAGCUGCUUCAAGAAUGUGCCACUCUCAUUAGCCUCAAAGCAUCAGGUGAUGAUUGCAUACCAUCUGAGCUCUCCGUUUCUGAGCAAGUCUGACCUAGAGGUCUCUGCUAUAUCCACUCUACCAGUAGACUUACUCAAAGAGGAGAUAGCCCAAGUCAUCAGGAAAAAGUUCUCUGACACACCUGAGGUUCACCUUGCACAGUGUGUGACAACCAAGGGUAUAACAUAUAGGAAGGGAAUGAUACUGGCCCACAGAGCAGUGGGUGGAAUGCCUGAAUUCAGUGAAAUUGACCAAAUCUGCAUUUUACAUGAGAGUAUAUUCUGUAUUGUCAAAGAGCUAUGUGGUUGGUACAGAGAGCAUUAUAGAGCCUUUGAACUCAGCCAAGCACCCACAAGAACAUUCACUGUCGUGGCACUCAGUGAACUCCUUGAUACUUGUCCCCUUGUUGACUACAAGAUUGGAGCAACCCGCAUGGUGACUUUGAAAAGGCAUAUUGAAAUCAAAGCUUUGAAGAUGGGGACUCCUGUGAUCCUUAAGAUCGUCUUGACUGAUGGCAGCUCUCAGAGGUUGACUCUUUCCCAUGGACUCCCUGCAUCCAUUGAUGACCUUAUGAUUGAAGUCAAGAAACAGUGUGGACUUCAGGGCAAUUUUCGACUUCAAUUUAUGGAUUCCGUUUGGAAAUGAGUUCCUCAACCUUACCUCAAUUUCAGAAGUAGAAGACAAAGGUACUCUUAGAGUCAUUGAUAUGGCAAUGCCCCCAACUUUGCCGUAUAAUAAUGAGAUGGGUUCUCCAGUCCUAAUACCCCAAGCAUUCAACCCUUUGUCUUCCUCUGUAAGUGACUCUUCGUCCCUCUCAGCUGAAUCUGUGGAUACAGAUGUACUGUCAUCGAGUGAGUCGACGAGCUCGCGGUCUUCUUGGCCAGCUGUUUUUCAUGUGCCUAAGUUCUCCUAUGAUGCUGAAUUAAAACUUCAGCAGGCAAGUUUAGCCUAUAUUCGAAACGGCACUGUACUGAUUCCAGAUCCCAAGUUGAAGUCAGCCAUCCUUGAUGGUUUAGUGCAGGAAAUUGUACAGUAUAAAGUUUAUGUCAGUGAUAAGGAGAUGGAACAGGUAGCCCAGAGUCUUAUCAAGACACAUCCAUGUUUAACUGAGAAGGGGUCCUGCAGUGGAUGUGGCGGAUGGAAGACCAGUUUAAAAUAUAAACUAUCUAACUACCGCACACACCUGAGAAAACUGGGUUGCCCAGAGGUAACAGUGAACUCUUUAAAAAACAAACCUGCAGGAAGAUGCAGUGCAGCCUUUGGUGUCAAAAAGGCAAAGAGAGCAGAGGUGAAUUUUUGCCCGACAUACCCAACAGCAGAAACUGAGGAGAGUCUUGAGGCCAUGCAGAAAGCUCUACUAUUAGAUGUAAAGAAGAGGAACAACAGGGAGGUUGUGAAACUCAAGAUGGAAAAGACUUUUGCACACAGAAGACAUGAAGUAGUUCGUGAUGGACCAACGGUGGAGGAUUUCAUGGCGAGGUGGCCUGCCCUAUUUGACGUCACUGAGAUCAACGCUGAAUUCAAGAGAAUCACCACCGUCCCACUUCAAUCCAAGUUCCUGUCUCAGCUGGAUCUCCACUCUGACAACCUGAUGAGGCUGUUCCAAAACAGAGGAGGACAGCUAGGGAAAAGGCUACAAAGAAUCAUUGCACAAAUGGCAGAUUGUGAUGAUGUAGAUACUGGACGAGAGUGUAUCAUUAAGGGAGUCUGUAUCUACAUGGGUGAAGAUCCAGAAAACCUUGUGCGGGAAUAUGUGGGCAUGGAUAAAGACGCCAUAAAUGAGGCUAUUGAAGACACCAUUGUUGGGAUUUUUGUUCUUAAAGAACAUGCUUCAAGUGAUGAACCAGAGGACAUUGGAAUCGUCCUUGAAGGCAUCAAGGUGUUGCAAGAUCUGGAUACGGUAGCAUUAGCUGUUGCCAUGCUGUUCGGACUGAUUUAUGCCUUAAACCUGAGUUACCCUGCUGACCUUCGGUACACCUUCGAGGUAGUCCAAAAGAUUUUCAUGGAACUGGAUGGAAGUAAACUUUCUAACAAAGCACUGGCUCUAAAAAACCGGCUCUUUCAGUAAAAGGGUCAGGAUACAGUGCCAGCAACAUUAGACCACAAGACAUUUGAAUUGUCGUCAAAGACAACUUUGAUAUUGUUAUACCAAUUGGACUGCUUUAUAUUUUCUCUUGAUUACUGUUUAAAAAUGGGUUGUUAACAUUUUCAUUUACUGGUCUGAGUCACCUUAAACCUCUGCAAUAUAUUGUAUUUGAUGCUUUGAAUACUCUCACAACUCCGUAUACAAGGUUAAGAGAUCUAUAUAUUUGUUCCUUAGUUCAAAACAAAUGUUUACGAAGUGUUGUUUACUUUUUUUCAUAAAGAUAUACUGUUAGCACAGUAAAAAUGGUGUAUGCAGGGUCGGAUGUAAACUGUCUAAUAAAGCACUUGCUCCAAAAUACAGGCACGUCAGAGACUACACUGCCUGUAACAUGAGGACACAAGACAUUUCAAUUGUUGUCAAAGGCAUCUUAUACCAUUUGCACUGCCUUAUCAUUUACUCUUGUUGACUGUUAAAAAUGUUAAUUCCAUUUGCUGCUUGGAGUCACCUUAAAAACUUUAGCAAUAUAUUGUAUGUGUUGCUUUGAAUCCUCUGACAACUGUGAAUACAAGGUUUAGAUGCGUUCUUCAGGAAGAACUGAUUACUUUGUUUGUUGUAAAUUAAUACUGCUACCUGUUGGCACAGAGAAAAUGGAGUAUGUAGGUGUGGGAGUAAACCUUCUAAGAAAAGCUCUAAAAAAUAGGCCCUCAGUGCCAGCAACAUUUGAACACAAGACAUUUGGUUUAGUUAAGGGAAACGUUUUAUUCAUGUUUUGUAUUUGCUCCUAGGAAUGCACAACUUGUAACAGUUGAAAUCAGCAAACACAACUGCAGUCCUCUUUUUGGAUAAAGUUUGUAUUGUUCAAUAUAACGAACGUUUAGUGCAAAA